Messenger RNA from Mixia osmundae IAM 14324, 875 nucleotides. RefSeq lists its product as uncharacterized. The record is from RefSeq and is a predicted model, not a curated record. Bases 270 to 875 code for a protein of 201 amino acids. NCBI's taxonomy places the organism in Eukaryota, Fungi, Basidiomycota, Mixiomycetes, Mixiales, Mixiaceae. The transcript is spliced from 4 exons.
GCCGCUAACGGGGUCGAUAUCAUCACUCCAGAUGCGGAGCCUUUGGCGAGUCGCAAGUUGAGCUUCGCUGUUGGAGUUUACUCGCGCGCGUCAAAUAUAUCCAAUGUCAAACGCGGGGAAGUAUUCCGGAGAAGGUCAUCUGGCGACCACUUAAACCCCUCUCGUUCGCUGUCACAUGUCAUCCAUGUUUUCUCAUCCGAGCGUCGCCCUGUCACCCAAACAGCACUACUCUCGCGACAUUCUGCAAGUAACUCGCAGACAGCAAAACGAUGUUAGGCAACGCUCAAAGGGGCUCAGGAAUCCUCCUGUCUGUCCUAUUCUCGCUUCUCGGUCUCAGGGAAGCGUCCUGUGUAGCAACCGAACCUCUGAACCGGUACUAUUCAAUGCGUAUAUGUCCAUGUCAGGCGGUGUGUAGAGAGGUAGCAGGUUAUCAUCAAGUGUUCUUGGCUGCGUUCGAGACAGUGGCGGAGAGUCACUCCCGCCUGGGCCUACAUCCGUUCGGCGGCAGGCGGGAAAUCUCAUGCUACAAUGUAGCAGGUGAUGGAAGUGCACCAUUACCAGAUUGCAAAGGCAUCUCCAAGCUCGCAACGACCAGUGUGGUCGCGUACACGGUCCAGAUGACACUGAACAUGACCCGCAUCGGUGGCUCGAUGGAUGACCCGAUAGCGACCUGCUGCAGGGCAGAGUAUGCAGUCACUGCCUUGUAUGGCUUUGCUGGUCGCGGGUACCAGCUAGAAGGAAAGGCAGCCACGCUUACUUGCCGUCGUGACUAUGACACCCUCUGCGAAGACCUUCUUUUCAGCGACUUUGAAUUGGGCUGCACGGUGAGCGUCGAUUCUUGCGGCGUUCUGCAAGGCUCGGGGCCUUGCGCGUGA